Mirounga angustirostris (Northern elephant seal) is the source of this 2288-nucleotide messenger RNA. It is a transcript of the gene ART5, whose product is annotated as ADP-ribosyltransferase 5. The transcript is spliced from 5 exons. Gene Ontology annotation, molecular function: NAD+-protein-arginine ADP-ribosyltransferase activity; NAD+ poly-ADP-ribosyltransferase activity. The coding region runs from base 600 to 1526 and encodes 308 amino acids. NCBI's taxonomy places the organism in Eukaryota, Metazoa, Chordata, Mammalia, Carnivora, Phocidae. The record is from RefSeq and is a predicted model, not a curated record.
GCAAAUUGCAUGCAAAUCAGCGAGUGCACCAGCAGAGAGUUCUUGGUGGGCGGGACUCUCGUGGGCCUCCCGGGUCUAGUGGUCUGAGAGCUGGGGGUCCGCCAGGUCGGGGCCCAUCGGAGGCAGAGGCCAAGUCUCACAAGUCCCUCCCCCCAACCCUGGUCUCCUUCGGAGCCAAAGCGAAUUCUGGAGAAAGAACUCGCAAUCCUAGGGAAGGGGAGGUACGCCCCUCGGCCCCUUCCCGCGCCACUCCCGCUUCCCCACCCCGUGUCCGUUGUUGCAGAAGAGAGGUGUCGGGUUACCGCCGCGGGGGCUAUAGUUAGCCGCGGGACUUUGUUGAUCGGCUAGAGUCCCGGGACAGCGCAGCACCCGCCGGGACUUAAGCCCCCCGCCGGCCCGAGCGGUCAGUGUUCCUUCCCGCCGUCGUCCCUGAAACUUCCAGGCCCGCCCUUGGCCCCGCCCACACCCGCUUGGGCCGGAUCCUGGACGAGACCCUUCACACCCCAGAGGAAGGGACCCUGGUCUUUGUCUCCCAGCCCAUCGCCAGUGCUGCCCUCUUCAUCUGGACCUCGCCCACCCUUGAGUCGCCCCCAGGAAGGAUGCUGGCGGCUUUGCUGAUGGCUCUCAGCUACCUCGGCCUCCAUGCCCUCUGGCAGGCUCAGGCUGUUCCCAUCCUGCCCCUGGGCCUGGCUCCAGACACCUUCGACGAUGCUUAUGUGGGCUGUGCGGAGGAGAUGGAAGAGAAGGCGGUCCCUCUGCUGAAGGAGGAGAUGGCCCGCCACGCCCUGCUGCGGGAGUCCUGGGAGGCAGCCCGGGAGGCCUGGGAGCACAAGCACCGAGGGCUCCCCCUGCCCCCUGGCUUCAAAGCGCAGCACGGAAUCGCCGUCAUGGUCUACACCAACUCAUCUAACACUUUGUACUGGGAGCUGAACCAGGCGGUGCGGACCGGUGGCAGCUCCCAGGAGUUCUACAUGAAGCACUUCCCCUUCAAGGCCCUGCAUUUCUACCUCACCCGGGCCCUGCAGCUGCUGCAGGGCAGUGGGGGCUGCAGCAAGGGACCUGGAGAGGUGGUGUUCCGAGGCGUGGGCACCCUCCACUUUGAACCCAAGAGACUGGGGGACUCUGUCCGCUUGGGCCAGUUUGCUUCCAGCUCCCUGGAUGAGGCAGUGGCCCGCAGAUUUGGGAAUGUCACCUUCUUCUCUCUAAGGACUUGCUUCGGGGCCCCUAUCCAGGCCUUGUCUGUCUUUCCUGAGGAGCGUGAGGUGCUGAUACCCCCCCAUGAAGUCUUCUUGGUCACCAGGUUCUCCCAGGAUGGAGCCCAGAGCCUGGUGACUCUCUGGAGCUAUAAUCAGACCUGCAGCCACUUUAACUGCGCCUAUCUGGGUGGGGAGAAGAGACGCGGCUGUGUGUCUGUACAAGCAGGAGGGCAGCCAGAUUCUACCCCCAAGGGGGACUUCUCUCUGCUUUCCUGGAAGACCCUGCUCUUUGCCCCUGGGGGCUUCCAGCUCUCAGGAGCUGGGCCCUGAAAGCCCAAUGUCUGCCACUAGGAGUCCUAGGAACUCAUGAUCUUCCAUUGAAGAAGGGGGCUUCGAAUGGCCUCAAAGCGAGAACGUGGUUUCGGACCCAGCCCUAGCAGCCAUUUCCCCAGGGAUGGGGACCUACCCAGCCAUCUCCCCUCCCAACCAGGAUGUGGGGGGAUCUGAGGCCCUGGCAGGAUGGAGGGAGCGCUGCUAUGUGGUAGGGAUUCCCCGGGACAAGCAAGGGUGGUACUAUGAUGGCCACUCAAUUAAACAGUAUUGCAGUGUGGUGACAUCACAUUUCCUGACUGGUUUAUUCCAUGAGACUAGACCAUCUACCCUGCUCUGGCCUUGUGAGACUCAAAGACUGAGGGACUAAAAGGAUGACUUCUUGAUCACUCCUAGACAUGGUCCCCUGUGCAGACCCCUGUCAUAAACCAGAACUUGCAAACCCAGGAGCUUUAACAGCCAGAGAUUCCUCACAACCUCCCUGAAGGAAGGAAGGAAGGAAGGAAAGAAGGAAGGAAGGGGGACAGAUGGAUUCACUGGCCCAUUUGUCAGAUGAGGAAUGCAAAGACAAGGAAGGAAGCAACUUGCUCAAGGUCAAAGAGUUAGUAUUGAAACCAGGCUCCCUUCUUCCCAGUCCAGAACUCUUUCCUUGAAAGAUUUGAAAGAACUCAAAGUAGGAGCCUAAGCCCCAGACACCUGGGACCCCACAGCAAGACAUUUCUCUCUGUCCUGCUCCCACAAGAGUCCAUUUCAAGGGUGAGG